ACGUCGUUUGAUGUAACGGUUGAAUGGCUGAACUGAACCCGAGUCGAGUCCACUUGUGGCCGUUACCACCAUCAGAGAGAGAGAGAUGAUGGGAGUCAGAACUAUACUAGGCCAAUGGAGGAGUACAGCGAAGGAAGUAUGGGAUCGAACGCUGAUAGUUGCCAAGUUCCUCUGCGUCCUCCAUGUCACCAACACCUACAUCUGCACUCCCACUCUCGUUUACGGUCCCAGUAUGCUACCGACCUUGAAUCUGACCGGCGACGUUAUUCUGGCGGAGAGGAUAUCUACUCGGCUCGGGAAGGUGGGGCCUGGCGACAUUGUUCUCGUUCGAUCUCCUGAAAACCCUAGGAAGACUGUUUCCAAGCGUGUGAUGGGCAUGGAAGGCGACCGGGUGACCUUCCUUGUCGACCCCAAGAAGAGCGACCGCUGCCGGACAAUUGUCGUGCCAAAAGGGCAUAUUUGGAUUCAGGGGGAUAACGUAUAUGCUUCCAGAGAUUCAAGACAUUUUGGACCAGUUCCUUGUGGUCUAAUUCAGGCCAAAGUGUUCUUCAGGAUAUGGCCACCUGAAGGUUUUGGAUCAUUGAGACAAGGAGAGUAAAAGUUACUGCAUCUCAAAGGUCCAAAGAAUCCACUGUUAUAGAUCAGCUAAUAAUGGUGUUCACAAGGAUUUGCAGAUUCAAAUUCAAUGGGUACAAAGAUUAGCUAAUAGCUUGGCAAAGCAUGGAGUUAAUAGACAUCUUUUUUGUUCUGUGAUGUAAAAUAUAGUAGUGGGUAGGACAGAUGGGGGCCCGAGGCUCUAUCUUAAUUCUCCUGACUUAACCACAACCUCUUGUUGUACCUUUUAUUUAAUUAAUGAAUGAAAUCCUCAUUCGUGUUAAAAAGAAUCUGCAUGCUAUAACUCAAGAAAUGAAAGAAUCUUUAGAAUGAAGAAUAUUAAUUGCUUUCCUAAUCUUCAAUCAAGGAGGGCAGAUGUUACGAUCCAUUUGUCCCAU
Messenger RNA from Nelumbo nucifera (sacred lotus), 992 nucleotides. Its product is annotated as mitochondrial ATP-independent inner membrane protease subunit 1a-like. Gene Ontology annotation, molecular function: serine-type endopeptidase activity. NCBI's taxonomy places the organism in Eukaryota, Viridiplantae, Streptophyta, Magnoliopsida, Proteales, Nelumbonaceae. The record is from RefSeq and is a predicted model, not a curated record. Gene Ontology annotation, cellular component: mitochondrial inner membrane peptidase complex; membrane.